ACUCUGCAGAUAAUUCUACUUUAUUUCGAAAUUAUACUUUGCUGGUUGGGCACUUUAAUGCUUAGACUAAAUUAAAUUUGAAGAGAUCUGUAGCCAAUGAUUUAUGUACGUUAUUUUAAUUCUGCUAGCAGCAAAAAAAAAAUUCUUGAUUUCGUCUAAUUCCGUCGAGAUUCAUUGAUUUUUGGCACUCAACCCUAAAGAAAAAGUGCAUAAAACAAAAAGAAACGCUGUAUAGGCGUAUAGCUUCUGUUUCUAAGCCAGAACUCUUGUUUAAAAUAAACCCUUUUGACUCAAACCCCUUGUAAUCUUAUUUCAAACCUUGUGACCUCCAUUUUUUAAACCCUUUUCCGAGAAUUCCACUCUACUUUUCAGAUGCCAUUCUUGUAAUUUGCUUCUUUUUUAUUCAGAGUUCCAGCUUCUAGUUUAGUUCAAACCAGUGAGAUUUUGGAGCCAAGAAAAACAAAUUCUUGAAAUGAAGAUGCCACAAAUUUUUACCCGGUUUUUCUUGGAUGGAUUCUUGUUAUUACUGUUACAAAUUCAUGGCAGUGCUGCUGCAACUCUUCUUGAAAAUGACAAGCGGGCAUUGCUGGAUUUUGCUGAAAAGCUUCCUCAUAUGAGGACUUUGAACUGGAAUGAGCAGUUUCCAGUGUGCAAGAAGUGGACUGGAGUUGGAUGCAGUGAAGAUGGCUCAAGGGUAAUUUCACUAAGAUUACCUGGGGUUGGUUUUCAUGGACCUAUACCACAGAAUACAUUGAGCCGCUUAUCAGCAUUGCAGAUCUUAAGCCUCAGAUCCAAUCGUAUUAAUGGGAGUUUUCCUUUGGAUUUUGGUAACCUUAAAAACCUUUCUUAUCUUUAUCUUCAGUACAAUAAUUUUAAGGGUCCUUUGCCUUUGGAUUUCUCUGUGUGGAAGAACUUGACUGCUGCUAAUUUGUCUAAUAAUGGAUUCAAUAGCAGCAUUCCGUAUUCGAUUAUGCAUUUGAAUCAGCUCACUAGUUUGGAUCUUGCUAACAACUCACUUUCUGGCGAGAUUCCUGAUUUUCAUUUGCCAAAUUUGCAGUUUCUUAAUUUAUCAUACAAUAAUCUUAAUGGUACUGUUCCCAUAUCACUACAAAGGUUUCCAAAAUCAGUUUUUUUGGGUAAUAAUGAUUCUUUGAUGGAGUAUACUGUUUCCAGUUCUCCUGUUGUUUUGGCUCCUCGUGAUGAAAACCCGAAAAGUAAGAGUACACAAAAAUUGAGCGAAAAGGCAUUACUCGGAAUUGUCAUAUCUAUUAUAGGGAUUCUUGCUUUUGGCAUUCUAUUGUUUAUCUGCUGUCUUAAAAGAAAGAAAGAGGAUGGUUUUCCUGGUAAAUUGGAAAAAGGAGGCAUGUCGCCGGAGAAAGCAAUUUCUAGGAGCCAAGAUGCGAAUAAUAGAUUGGUAUUCUUCGAGGGAUGCAAUUAUGCGUUUGAUUUGGAGGAUCUGUUAAGGGCUUCCGCAGAAGUUUUGGGGAAGGGUACUUUUGGGAUGGCUUAUAAGGCAAUACUCGAGGAUGCAACGACAGUGGUGGUGAAGAGGUUGAAGGAUGUCAGCGUUGCAAAGAAAGAGUUCGAACAGCAAAUGGAGGUGAUCGGAAACAUAAAGCAUGAGAAUGUCAUCGAACUGAAGGCUUAUUAUUAUUCGAAAGACGAGAAGCUUAUGGUUUAUGAUUACUACAGUCGAGGCAGUGUUGCUUCAAUGUUACAUGGAAAAGGAGGGGAACAUAGGACUCUGGAUUGGGAAACAAGACUAAAGAUAGCCACUGGUGCUGCAAGGGGUAUUGCUCGAAUCCAUGCAGCAAAUGGAGGGAAGCUAGUUCAUGGAAACGUUAAAUCGGCAAACAUAUUUCUGAAUCCUCGACAGUAUGGUUGUGUUUCUGAUCUUGGCCUAUCAACAAUUACGAGUGCAUUGUCUCCACCUAUUGCUCGUGCUGCUGGUUAUCGUGCUCCAGAACUUACAGACACGCGUAAAGCAACACAACCAUCCGAUAUCUACAGCUUUGGUGUGUUGUUGCUCGAGCUCCUCACUGGUAAGUCCCCUGUCCAUACUACUAAUGGCGACGAGAUUGUACACCUGGUAAGAUGGGUCCAUUCAGUUGUUCGAGAAGAAUGGACCGCUGAAGUUUUCGAUGUGGAGCUGCUGAGGUAUCCGAAUAUAGAGGAAGAAUUGGUCGAGAUGUUACAGAUAGCAAUGGCAUGUGUGGUAAGAAUGCCCGACCAGAGACCUAAAAUAUUGGAAGUGCUCAAAAUGAUCGAAAAUGUUCGACACAGAGAUUCUGAGAAUAGGCCAUCAUCUGAUAAUUCAACGCCUGUACCUCCAUCACCAGGUGUUUGAGACAUAUCUCCCUUUCCUAAAGCAAGUACUGAAUCUUAUCGUCAGUUCACCAUCUUGGUGAACAAUUGCAUCUAGACCUGAUUCUAGUUUAAGGAAGAGUUGGAUUAGGUUAUGCAUCGAUGAUUAAUCUGUAACUAUCGACCAGUUGGCUGUGUUAUUUUCUUUCAUCUUAUAUGUACAUUGAACAACCAGUUUGCUUUUAUUAUCUUGGUUAUUCUUCGUUGAGCAUA
Messenger RNA from Olea europaea var. sylvestris, 2577 nucleotides. RefSeq names its product probable inactive receptor kinase At4g23740. The record is from RefSeq and is a predicted model, not a curated record. NCBI's taxonomy places the organism in Eukaryota, Viridiplantae, Streptophyta, Magnoliopsida, Lamiales, Oleaceae. The transcript has 2 exons. Gene Ontology annotation, molecular function: ATP binding; protein binding; protein kinase activity. The coding region runs from base 473 to 2347 and encodes 624 amino acids. Gene Ontology annotation, biological process: protein phosphorylation.